CGACCGGGCCGCCACCGGCCAAACGGCCGCGGCCCGACGAGCCCGAGUAUGAACCGGUGGCGUCGCAGGUGGUGCGCAAGGCCACCACGGCCUUCCAGUACUACUGCCGGGACAUGCGGCGCAAGUAUCUGUCUCUGGACCCGGACAUGGACAUCGGCGAGCUCAGCUCGAGCCUGGCCGACGGCUGGAAGGCGGCCCUGCCGUCCGUCCGGCGGCAGUUCGAGGAGAUGGCGGAGCAGGACGACCAUCGGUACCGGGAGGACGUUAGGAAAGCGAAGUUGUCCAGCUUGAUCCAGACGCCGCAAAAGACCAUCACGGACUUCUGGGGCGUGCACACGCAGCUGCGGCGAAUGGUGGCGCCACUCACCCCUGAGGCGCGCGCCCGCCGGCCCCGCAGGAACACCGCUCACCUGUCCUUGCGGGGACUCAAGGAGAAGGUUGAGGCGCUGGAGGCGGGGGCGGGUGCCGCGGUUCCAUCUCCAUCAGCACUGCAGGUGGUGGGUCCCCUGGAGUCGCAUCAGGCGUGGGUGGUGCUCCAGCCGCCGCAGCUCCUGCUCGUCAAUCCGCUCCGUCUCUCCGAGACCUCCACGCUCGCUCGACUGCUGGCCACCUACCACUUUCCCCGCCGCCCGCUGGCCGACGCGCUGGUGCUCACCGGCGCCACGCUCGGUGCCGCCCGCUUCUCCACCCUCUCCCAGCUGCCGAGAGAUGGCAGUCGCGUCACCGACGAGCGCCUGCUCGCAAACGGCUUCUGCGUGGAGAUGGCGGGCGAGGCGGCGCGCGUCACCGCCAUGCUGGACAGCAUCAGCUGCUACGGCGUCGGCGACCUGGUUGAGGUGCUGACCAAGAUCGCCGCCGGCGCCACCACCCUGACCCAGAGCCGGCCAGCGCGGGCAGUCAGCUGGUUGCAGGCCGAGGCGGUGCGGAUCUCACAGGGCGACGGAGCGCGCAUGUCCGCCGAGGAGGUAGCGACGCUCAUCGCGGACGCGGAUGACCUCGGCGCCGCCUGCUUCCACGGCCGGCCGCUGGCGGCGCCACUGUACCGUCUGGAGACGUGACCGACGCACCACGUCCCCCCGGCAGAUGCCAGCCACGACGGGUCGAUCAAACGUUGCGACGCAGUAUUCUCAAGAUCACUUUGUGUUUACGAAAUGUCUAACUGUACACCGUUUCUACGUUAUAAACUGUGUGCUCGUAUUGAGGCCUCGUGCUGCGGCUCGUCUGCGAGCGGGGGGCAGCCGAUGCGGGUCCGAUAGGA
Molecule: messenger RNA, 1258 nt
Organism: Pollicipes pollicipes
Lineage: Eukaryota; Metazoa; Arthropoda; Thecostraca; Pollicipedomorpha; Pollicipedidae
Exons: 5
Coding region: 114-1058 (314 amino acids)
Source: RefSeq, a predicted model, not a curated record